Messenger RNA from Limanda limanda (common dab), 7287 nucleotides. RefSeq names its product calcium channel, voltage-dependent, P/Q type, alpha 1A subunit, b (gene cacna1ab). The transcript has 49 exons. NCBI's taxonomy places the organism in Eukaryota, Metazoa, Chordata, Actinopteri, Pleuronectiformes, Pleuronectidae. Gene Ontology annotation, molecular function: high voltage-gated calcium channel activity. Gene Ontology annotation, biological process: chemical synaptic transmission; calcium ion import across plasma membrane. Gene Ontology annotation, cellular component: neuronal cell body; membrane; voltage-gated calcium channel complex. Bases 1 to 7287 code for a protein of 2428 amino acids. The record is from RefSeq and is a predicted model, not a curated record.
AUGGCGCGUUUUGGAGACGAGGUGCCCAACAGGUAUGGAGGAGGUGGUGGAGGAGGAGGAGGAGGAGGUGGUGGCGGUGGCGGGGGUGCCGGCGGACAAGGGGGGCCCGGCCGCGGGGGCAGCAGGCAAGGGGGGCCCCCCGGAGCGCCACGGGUGUACAAGCAGUCGAUGGCCCAGCGAGCCCGGACCAUGGCCCUGUACAACCCCAUACCCGUCCGGCAGAGCUGCCUCACGGUCAACCGCUCCCUCUUCCUCUUCAGCGAAGACAACCUGAUCAGGAAAUACGCCAAAAAGAUCACCGAGUGGCCUCCGUUUGAAUGGAUGAUCCUCACGACCAUCAUCGCAAACUGCAUCGUCCUGGCUCUGGAGCAGCAUCUUCCUGAUGGAGACAAGACGCCUCUGUCUGAACGACUGGAGGAGACGGAGCCCUACUUCAUCGCCAUCUUCUGUUUCGAGUCGGGGAUCAAGAUCCUGGCUCUGGGCUUUGCGUUACACAAAGGCUCGUACCUGAGGAACGGCUGGAACGUCAUGGACUUCGUGGUCGUCCUCACCGGUAUUUUGUCCUCGGUGGGGUCUCAGCUCGACCUGAGGACGCUACGAGCCGUCAGAGUGCUGCGACCUCUGAAACUGGUGUCUGGGAUUCCCAGCCUGCAGGUGGUGCUCAAGUCCAUUAUGAAGGCCAUGAUCCCCCUGCUGCAGAUCGGCCUGCUGCUGUUCGUGGCCAUCCUCAUGUUCGCCAUCAUCGGCCUGGAGUUCUACAUGGGGAAGUUCCACACCACCUGCUACGAUGAAUUCACAGGCGAGGUGGUGGACGAGUUGCCGUGUGGCGAAGCGUUGCCGUCCCGGUUGUGUCCGAACGGCACGAAGUGUAAAGGCGGCUGGAUCGGACCCAACUACGGCAUCACGCAGUUCGACAACAUCCUGUUUGCCGUGCUCACCGUCUUCCAGUGCAUCACCAUGGAGGGAUGGACAGAGAUGCUGUACUACAGUAACGAUGUGGAGGGCAGCGCCUGGAACUGGCUGUACUACAUCCCCCUCAUCAUCAUCGGCUCCUUCUUCAUGCUCAACCUGGUGCUGGGCGUGCUCUCAGGUGAAUUUGCCAAAGAGAGAGAGCGGGUGGAGAACAGGAGCGAGUUCCUGAAGCUGAGGCGACAGCAGCAGAUCGAGAGAGAGCUGAACGGAUACCUGGAGUGGAUCUGCAAAGCAGAGGAGGUGAUUCUGGCCGAGGACGACACCACAGUGAACUUUGAUGGUACGAGACGACGGCCGACCAUCAAAACCAAAAACAACAAGACGGAGCUGCUGAACCCUGAGGAGGGCGAGGACAACAUGGGAGACGCCGUCGGUUUCGCCCGCUCCAGUAUCAAGAGCAGUAAGGACGGGUCCAACUACAACAAGAAGGAGCGACGACUGAGAUUCUUCAUCCGCAAGAUCGUGAAGACGCAGACGUUCUAUUGGACCGUCCUGUGCCUGGUGGGCCUCAACACCAUGUGUGUGGCUGCGGUGCACUACAACCAGCCGGAGAUGCUGUCCGACUUCCUGUUCUAUGCAGAGUUUAUCUUCCUCGGUCUGUUCAUGUCCGAGAUGUGUAUCAAGAUGUAUGGUCUGGGCAUCCAGCCCUACCUCCACUCCUCAUUCAACUGCUUCGACUGUGUGGUCAUUGUGGGCAGCAUCUUUGAGGUGUUUUGGGCCAUGAUCAAACCGGGCACCUCCUUCGGGAUCAGCGUGCUGCGAGCUCUGCGACUGCUCCGCAUCUUCAAAGUCACCAAGUACUGGGCUCCUCUUCGAAACCUGGUGGUGUCACUGCUGAACUCCAUGAAGUCCAUCGUCAGUUUGCUCUUCCUCCUCUUCCUCUUCAUCGUGGUCUUUGCCUUGUUGGGGAUGCAGCUGUUUGGAGGACAAUUCAACUUUGAAAAUGGAACUCCGUCGACCAACUUCGACACUUUUGCUGCUGCGAUCAUGACGGUGUUUCAGAUCCUGACAGGAGAGGACUGGAACAUGGUGAUGUACGAUGGCAUCAAGUCGCAGGGAGGAGUGAACGACAAAGGGAUGAUUUUCUCCAUCUUCUUCAUCGUCCUCACGCUCUUCGGCAACUACACGCUGCUCAAUGUGUUCUUGGCCAUCGCUGUUGACAAUCUGGCCAACGCUCAGGAGCUCACAAAGGAUGAGGAAGAACAAGAGGAGGCAGCCAAUCAGAAGACAGCAAUGCAGAAGGCCAAAGAGGUAGCGGAAGUCAGCCCACUGUCGGCCGCCAACCUGUCUAUAGCUGCCAAGGAGCAGCAGAAGAACUGCAUCAAGGGGGGCAAGUCUGUGUGGGAGCAGAGAACCAGUGAGAUCCGCCGGCAGAACCUGAUGACGAGUCGCGAGGCGCUCUACAACGAGCUGGAGCAGGAGGAGUGGAAGGUGGGAGGGGAGGGAGAGGAGGUGGCCUACCCACGGAAACCCCGCGGGGACACGAAGACCCACUUGGACCGGCCCCUGGUGGUCAACCCACAGGACAACCGCAACAACAACACCAACAAGACCCAGCCCGGGGAGCUGCCUCUGGAGCAGGAGUACCAGCACCAGGACAUGGACCACCGCCGCCGAGCCGCCCACAACCACCACCGCCACCGCCAUCACCAUCCUAAGGCUGCCGGGCCAGAGGGGGGGGACGCCGGGCGGCCGGCAGAGACCCGCCUGGAGCACGGGUUCAGCUGCACGUCUCUGGGGAACGUGCCGGGCGGCGUGCCGGGCCAGCAGGGGGAGGGGGAGCGGCACGGCCACAGGAGCCACCGGGGCCACCGGCACCGGAACAGGGAGGGGGGCCGGGAGGCUCGGAGCGCGUCCCCCCACCGCAGCGAGCCGGGGGAGGGGCACCACGAGCACAAGAGGUCCCGGCAACACCGCCGGGCCGCCAGGGAGGGCGAGGAGGGCCGGAGACACAGGUCCAAGGGGACGGAGGGCGAGGGGGAGAAGGUCGAGGAAGGGGAGGGACGCAAGUCGAGACGGCAUCGCCACGGCAACCAGGAGAGGAGCAGAGGGCAUUGCACCAGGAAGGAGCACCACAGCACCGGCCCCAGUCUCUCCACCACUCGACCCAUACAGCAGUACAACGAGGACCUGGACAACUUCCGCAACAACAGCAAGCUGGCGAGCGCCCACGAGCACCCGUACGCCCUCCCCCCGGACCACCCGGACCACCCGGACCACGUCAACAACCUGCUGAACUGCUGCGACGCCGACACCCACACGCUGCUCCACAGCAUGGACAGCCUGAUCCUGACCAGCAUGGCCAAACCGGACUACACAUCCAUAGACAUGCCCCCUGUGUACCCCUACCCCUCCACCAACGCCAUCCUGCAAGUGAACAAGAACGCCAACACCGACCAGAAGAAGAGCGAGGAGAAGAAGGAGGAGGAGGACGAGGAAGGAGACAGCGACGGCCCCAAGCCCAUGCCUCCCUUCAGCUCCUGCUUCAUCAUGUCCAACACCAACCCGUUUCGGAAGUGCUGUCACUACAUCCUGACCCUGAAGUACUUUGAGUUCACCAUCUUGUCCGUCAUCGCUAUGAGCAGCAUCGCCCUCGCCGCCGAGGACCCGGUGCGGCCCGACUCGCCACGCAACAAUGUGCUGCGUUAUUUUGACUACGUUUUCACAGGAGUCUUCACGUUCGAAAUGUUGAUCAAGAUGGUGGUGCUCGGCCUGUUUCUCCACCAGGGCGCCUACUUCCGCGACUUGUGGAACAUUCUGGACUUUAUAGUGGUUAGUGGUGCUCUGGUGGCCUUCGCCUUCACGGGGAGCAGCAAGGGCAAAGACAUCAGUACCAUCAAGUCCCUUCGAGUGCUGAGGGUGCUGCGUCCUCUCAAGACCAUCAAGCGUCUCCCCAAGUUAAAGGCCGUGUUUGACUGUGUGGUCAACUCCCUGAAGAACGUGCUGAACAUCUUAAUCGUCUACAUGCUCUUCAUGUUCAUCUUCGCUGUCGUGGCCGUUCAGCUGUUCAAGGGCCGAUUCUUCUACUGCACGGACGAGUCCAAAGAGUUUGAGCGUGACUGCAGGGGCGAGUACCUGGUGUAUGAAAGAGACGAGGUUAAAGCGCAGAAGCGGGAGUGGAAGAAGUACGAUUUUCACUACGACAAUGUGGCUUGGGCCCUGCUCACCCUCUUCACUGUCUCGACUGGAGAGGGGUGGCCACAGGUGUUAAAACACUCUGUGGACUCCACUUAUGAGAAUCAGGGUCCUAGCCCGGGUUACAGGAUGGAAAUGUCCAUCUUUUACGUGGUGUACUUCGUAGUCUUCCCCUUCUUCUUCGUCAACAUCUUCGUGGCUCUUAUCAUUAUCACCUUCCAGGAACAGGGGGACAAGAUGAUGGAGGAUUACAGUUUAGAAAAGAACGAGAGAGCCUGCAUAGAUUUCGCCAUAAAUGCCAGGCCUCUCACCCGUCACAUGCCCAAGAACAAACUGAGCUUCCAGUAUCGCAUGUGGCAGUUCGUGGUAUCUCCGCCCUUCGAGUACAGCAUCAUGGCUCUGAUCGCGCUCAACACCAUCGUCCUCAUGAUGAAGUUCAACGAUGCGUCGGAUGUCUUCGAUGACGUCCUGAAGUACUUCAACAUCGUGUUCACCACCUUCUUCUUCAUGGAGUCGGUCCUCAAAAUCAUCGCUUUCGGCCCUCUGAAUUACUUCAGAGACGCCUGGAACAUUUUUGAUUUUGUGUCCGUCCUUGGAAGCAUCACUGACAUAUUAGUGACAGAACUAUCGGAGAGUUUCAUCAACCUGAGCUUCCUGCGGCUGUUCAGGGCGGCUCGCCUCAUCAAGCUGCUGCGACAGGGAGAAACCAUCCGCAUCCUGCUGUGGACCUUCGUCCAGUCCUUCAAGGCUCUGCCGUACGUGUGUCUGCUCAUCGCCAUGCUCUUCUUCAUCUACGCCAUCAUCGGCAUGCAGUUGUUUGGUAACCUGGCACUGGAGCACGAGGAAGGAGAAAGUGCCAUCAAUGAGCACAAUAACUUCCAAACCUUCAUCAUGGCGCUCAUGCUGCUGUUCAGGAGUGCGACCGGCGAGGCGUGGCACGAGAUCAUGUUGGCCUGUCUGGGUGGGAAGGAGUGCGACCCGGACACAGGGAACACGGAGCACGAGUGUGGCAGCGUCUUCGCCUACACCUACUUCGUCUCCUUCAUCUUCCUCUGCUCCUUCCUGAUGCUGAACCUGUUUGUGGCUGUGAUCAUGGAUAACUUCGAGUACCUGACCCGAGACUCGUCGAUCCUGGGGCCGCAUCACCUGGACGAGUACGUAAGGAUUUGGGCCGAGUACGACCCGGCCGCCUGCGGGCGCAUACAUUAUAAGGAUAUGUACAGUUUAUUGAGAGUUAUCUCCCCUCCCCUGGGCCUUGGCAAGAAAUGCCCACAUAGGGUGGCCUGCAAGAGGCUGCUGCGCAUGGAUCUGCCGGUCGCAGACGACAACACGGUGCAUUUUAACUCCACCCUCAUGGCUCUGAUCAGGACCGCCCUGGAUAUAAAGAUCGCCAAGGGGGGUGCAGACAAGCACCAGAUGGAUGCCGAGCUGAGAAAGGAGAUGAUGGCAAUUUGGCCGAACUUGUCGCAGAAGACUCUGGACCUGCUGGUGACGCCGCACAAGGCAGCCACAGACUUGACGGUCGGCAAAAUCUACGCCGCCAUGAUGAUCAUGGAGUACUACCGGCAGAGCAAGACGAAAAAGCUGCAGGCGCUGCGUGAGGAACAGAACCGAACGCCAUUAAUGUUUCAGCGCAUGGAGCCGCCCCCUGAGGGAGGGGGCACGGAGGGCCAGGGGGGGCAGGGCGUGGACGGCCCCCCCAGCACCCAGCCCGACAACAUCAACAGCAUACCUCCAGAGGGUUGCAUCCCCGAGAGCCAGUCGUGGGUGUCGGACAAAGGCCAGGAAACGUUCCAGAAGCCGGACAACUGGAGCCCGGACAGGCCGUACCCCGACGAUCUCCACGACAACCGGCACAACCCGCAGACGGUAGAGAUGAGGGAGAUGGGGCGCUAUCACCCAGUGGAUGGGCAUGGGCGGACCCUCUCCAUGCCCCGCCUCUCGGCAGACAACCAAAGAGUUCAUGCUGUCUCGCGGAGGAGACACAGGCCCCGUGGAAAUAACCUCAGUACCAUCACCGACACCAGCCCGAUGCGGCGCUCCACCUCCAGCCUGGUCCACGGGCGCACGGGCCGGGGGGUGAGGCUGGACGACUACUCCCUGGACCGGGUGGUGUCCGAGGAGGCGCGGCACGGAGGAGGACGCCGGCACAGGGAGCGGAGUCACCGGGCGUCACAGCGCUCGCUGACCAGAUACACGGACGCAGACACGGGGCUCGGCACAGACCUCAGCACCACCACUCAGUCGGGUGACCUGCCGCCCAAGGAGCGUGAGCGGGACCGCGGCCGCACCAAGGACCGCCGCCACCAUCACCACCACCACCACCACCACAGCUCCAUGGACAAGGAGCGCUACGGCCACGAGCGCCACGACUACCCCCCCCGGCAUCCGCACGACCACCACUGGUCCCGCUCGCCCAGCGAGGGGCCGGACGGGCGAGGUCACAGACAGGGCAGUAGCUCGGUGAGCGGCAGCCCGGUCCCCUCGACCUCGGGGACCAGCACGCCACGGAGAGGGCGUCGCCAGCUGCCCCAGACCCCCGCCGUGCCCCGCCCACAUGUCACCUACUCCCCCGCCGUCCGCAAGCCCAGCUACGGCCCCCCCGGGCCGGGCCGCCUGCGCUCGCCCUCGCCCAGGCACUUCUCCCCCCCCGACCACGACCGAGGCUACCACCACGGACCCCCGUCACGUCAAGGCUCCCCCCAUCACGGGGGCUCGUCAUCGCGCCACGGCUCGCCGCGCUCCCCGAGGAACCAGUCCCCUCGCUCGCCCCUCCACGGCUCGCCACACUCCCCCCGACGCGGCCGCUGGAGUGGCCCCCCCCCCGGGGACAGCCUGGAGGGGGAGGGGCCCUUCUACGAGCAGGACUACGAGUACGAGCGCCACCAUGAGCCGCCGGCCUAUGAGCAAAGCGUCUCCCACGGCAACCCACACCCCCACGGGGGAAACCCUCACCCACACCCCCGCUCACCAAGGACUGCCCGCCACGGGCCCCCUCCGCCCCCCCACCCGCACCCACGGAGGGUCCCCAACGGCUACCGCUCAUCCUCACCGUCCCCACAUCGCCGGGGACCACCCGGGGCCCCCCCCCACCCGCACCACCGCACCCCCCACGCCCGAGGGCCCCGGAAGGGCCUGCAUGAAGCCUACAGCGAGACGGACGAGGACGACUGGUGCUAG